Messenger RNA from Zea mays, 2103 nucleotides. RefSeq lists its product as uncharacterized. NCBI's taxonomy places the organism in Eukaryota, Viridiplantae, Streptophyta, Magnoliopsida, Poales, Poaceae. The coding region runs from base 737 to 1888 and encodes 383 amino acids. The transcript has a single exon. The record is from RefSeq and is marked provisional. Gene Ontology annotation, molecular function: RNA binding.
CAGUUCCCUCCCUCCCUCCUCGUCACCUAAUCCGCCCCGUCGCCCCCGGAAGCUUCAAGAAGGUGGACGGUCGGAGGGACGGGCUACAUGGGGGGCUGCUUCUGGUAGCUUCGGUCGCCCGCCGCGCCGCCGCCAGGUCAGUCAGCGCCGUCCCGUGCCUCGUCGGUCGCGUGGCACCCGCCCUUCUCUUACUCCUCCACCCCGUCGCUGUCGGCCCCCACCCGCAUCGCCACCGCCGGCCCCGAUCCGCCGCCGCCCUCCGCAUCCCCGCCCCCACCCUCAGCCCCGUCGCCCUCCUCUUCCUUUUACUGUAGCAGCCUCCCUCCAAACCCUAGCUUCACUCCCGGUUCGCAAGCCCCGUUGCGGCGGCUGAGCCCUCUUCUGCAGCGCCGGCGCCGGGUCGUCGGGCCAGGGAGUUUGUCGACUCGACUGGCAUUGCUGAACGAGGCAAAUGCGCCUUCAUCUCCUCAACGCCGCACACAUGUUUGGUUUCGCCACUGAUUUGGAGUAAGCGUGAUUGUGUUAUGUAAAGUGGAUUCAGAUCCAAUCCAAUGCGCGCAACAUUCCAUGCCACUGCCCACAGGAAUCCAAUUGUAAGUUUCGUCAUACUAAUUUUACGAAGCCCGUUAAUCGCGAUACCAGCAAUCCAAAAAGCUCCCCAACCCCACCCUUCUUCUUCCUCCGCCAUCGUUGCCUCCGUUCAAAAGAUUUCAGAAACCCACACCCACCUAAACCCAUGCAGUCCCUUGCGAAAUCUCGGUCGCUCGAGUCUGUCCUUCCCCUCGCCGUCCACCUCCAGUCCAUGGCGUACGUGAAUGUGACGAUGCGGUGGAAGAAGGACUCAUCGUUUGAUGCCAUCCCUGAGAUCUCCCACGCCCGCGACAUCCGCCCGCUCGUCUCCCUCGCACACAUCCUGUCCCCAUCGCCCACCCCUGUAUCUGCGGUCUCCAAGCUCGGCCCCUUGCUCGAGAUCCCAGACCGCCGGGUCACCGCUUUCCUCCGCCGCUUCCCCGCCGCCUUCGUCGAGUCCGUGGGGCAGCACAACAUCCCCUGGUUCCGUCUCUCCGAUGCCGCCACCCGACUCCUGCGGGAGGAGCGGGCCGUCUUCGCCGCCCGCCGUGCCGAUGUCUGUGCUCGCCUGCGCCGCAUCGUCUUGAUGACCCCGCGACGCCGCCUCCCGCUCCACAUCGCGCAGGGCAUGCUCUGGCAUCUUGGCAUUCCAGAGAACUACUUAAAGGACCUGGAUUAUGACAUUGCACAGGAUGGAUUCAGGAUUGUAAUUUCAGGAGAUGGUGACCAUGAGAGGGAAUUGGAGCUAAUUGACGAUGACAAGAAUGAAGAAAUGCCUUUGUCAGUUCUUCAGGUAAAUGCUAUGAGAAAGUUGGGGUCGGUGGAAGAGGUGCCUGUCCCGCUCUUCCCGUCCAAGGGUCUUCGGUUGAAGCAAAAGAUUAAGGACUGGUUGGAAGGGUUCCAGAGGCUCCCUUAUGUAUCUCCAUAUGAGAAUUUCAGCCACAUCAAUCCGGGUAGUGAUGUUUCAGAGAAGCGGGCAGUCGGGGUGCUCCAUGAGCUGCUUAGUCUGUUUGUGACAUGCUCUGCUGAGAGGCGACGGUUACGCUGCCUGCGGCAGCACCUAGGGCUGCCACAGAAGUUUCAUCUUGUGUUCGAGCGGCACCCUCAUGUGUUCUACUUAUUGUUAAAGGAGAAGACAUGCUUUGUUGUCCUCAAAGAGGCCUACAUAGCUGGAGAAGACACUGCAAUUGAGGCGCACCCCAUGUUGGAAGUGUUCAAGAAGUAUGUUGAGUUGAUGGAGCAGUCACGGGAAAUCAUAAGAUGUCGACGGAGCGGGAAGCCUAUUGAACUAGAGUCCAAGGCAUGCGGGGAUAGCUGAGAAGAAGGAUGGGAAUACAUGUGCAAAUAUGACCUCUAUAACAAGAAUGUGGAUAUGUACUCUUGGUAGGAGCUAGUUUAUUUCUCAUUAUUUGCAGAGAAAUACAUCAAGUGCUGAAACAGCUUGGUGACUAUAUUUAAUCUGCAUUCUUAAUUUCCAGUUGUUCAUUACUUGACUGUGUACUAUUGAUGUCUUAAUCACACAAUAGUUUCGUC